This is a messenger RNA of Scatophagus argus, 2158 nucleotides long. RefSeq names its product guanine nucleotide-binding protein G(olf) subunit alpha-like. Gene Ontology annotation, biological process: adenylate cyclase-modulating G protein-coupled receptor signaling pathway. Gene Ontology annotation, molecular function: GTP binding; G-protein beta/gamma-subunit complex binding; G protein-coupled receptor binding. The coding region runs from base 496 to 1632 and encodes 378 amino acids. Gene Ontology annotation, cellular component: heterotrimeric G-protein complex. The transcript is spliced from 13 exons. The record is from RefSeq and is a predicted model, not a curated record. Lineage: Eukaryota; Metazoa; Chordata; Actinopteri; Scatophagidae.
GUUGGUCUUGCGCCAGCCCUGGACACUUGACUUGUGACCUCUGACCUGCUGCCUGCUGGUCCAGACACGGUCCUGUUCAAAGUCCAGACUGAAACCAGGAAAGCAGUUUGUGUUUAUGAAUUCAGCUGCUGGUUGUCAGGUAGCAAACUGACACGAGAGGAAAAACAGCAAAAUCCCCCAAAGAAAACACACAGAGAUAACAACUAAUGAGACGCUAUUAGAGACCAGGAGGAGGGGGGAGGAGGACAGACAGGUGGAGAGAGAGCGAGAGAGAGAGAGAACGAUGCUCAGGUGUUUCUCUCCUCACUGUUUGACAAAAGAAAACAGCUAAAAAACAGCAGGAGUUUUUGUUUCUGUUCCUUGGAAUUGGACCUGAACUGAAGGACGGAGAUGCUGAUUGGUUGAGGAGCUGCUGCCACUGUUUUUCUUUCUCUUUGGACUUUCAUGGACGGAGCGACGGCUCAGUGAUCACCAAAAGCUGCAGUUCCAGUUGAAAUGGGCUGUCUGGGAGGGAAGACGGAGGAGGAACGACUGGAUGAAAAGGCGAAGAGAGAAGCCAACAAGAAAAUCGAGAGACAGCUGCAGAAAGAGAGACAGGCUUAUAAAGCAACACACAGACUGUUACUGCUGGGUGCAGGAGAAUCAGGUAAAAGCACCAUAGUGAAGCAGAUGAGGAUCCUUCACGUAGAUGGUUUCAAUGCUGAAGAGAAACAGCAGAAGAUUCAAGACAUCAGGAAGAAUGUGAAGGAUGCCAUAGUGACCAUUGUGUCAGCCAUGAGCGUGCUGACUCCACCUGUGCCUCUGGGUAACCCCGGCAACCAGUUCAGAGUCGACUACAUCAAGAGCAUCGCACCGCUGUCUGACUUUGAAUACACAGAGGAGUUCUUUGAGCAUGCUCAGAAGUUGUGGGAGGACGACGGCAUCAAGGCGUGUUUUGAACGCUCCAAUGAAUAUCAGCUGAUCGACUGCGCUCAGUACUUCCUGGACAGGUUGGAUUCUGUGAGGAGGACAGACUACACACCUACUGACCAGGAUUUAUUGCGCUGCAGAGUUUUGACUUCAGGGAUAUUUGAAACCAGAUUUCAGGUGGACAAGGUCAACUUCCACAUGUUUGAUGUUGGAGGGCAGAGAGAUGAAAGGAGGAAGUGGAUUCAAUGCUUCAAUGAUGUGACGGCCAUCAUCUUUGUCGCAGCGAGCAGCAGCUACAAUAUGGUGAUCAGAGAGGACAACUCCACCAAUCGGCUGAGAGAAUCUCUGGACCUCUUCAGAUCCAUCUGGACCAACAGGUUUCUGAAGACCAUCUCAGUGAUCUUGUUCCUGAACAAACAGGAUGUGCUUGCUGACAAGAUUCUGGCUGGGAAGUCCAAACUGGAGGAUUAUUUCCCUGAAUACAGCAACUACCAAGUACCUGCUGAAGCUGUUCCAGAUGCUGAUGAAGACCCCCGAGUGACCAGAGCCAAGUUCUUCAUCAGAGACGAGUUUCUGAGGAUCAGCACGGCAAGUGGCGAUGGGAAACAUUACUGCUAUCCUCACUUCACCUGCGCCGUUGACACUGAAAACAUUCGCCGUGUCUUCAACGACUGUCGUGACAUCAUCCAGCGCAUGCACCUGCGGCAGUAUGAGCUGCUCUGAUUGGCUGCUGAGCUCUCACCUGGCCCUGCCCUCUACAUGAACUUACCCGAAGAAGCUGAUCGUGAGGCUAAUUUGAUAUCUAAUCGAUCCCGUUAGAUCCUGGUGUGUUUAUGUGUUUCUGAUCUGUUAGAUUGCGGCAGUUACUUUAAACUAGUGAUUAUCAGCUAUUGAUUAUGACCGGAUGGAGAAUGUGUGUAUUUUUCUUUCCUGUCUUGGUGGUGUAAGUCCUGCUGAUGGAAAGGGAGAACACGAGGUGUUUUUCUGUUGUUGCCAUGGCAACAGUCUAUCAUACAGGGCAGGGUGGGUUAGAAAACUAUCUAAGUUUUUAACUAAGUUAAAAUCUAUUUUUUCAAGUGUCUGUAGAAUUAUAAUCUGACUGAACCCUGUAGACUGACUGAAUGCAUAUCUCAGAGGUAAAAGAGUGUAGAUUUAUUUAAAGAGUCCCUUCUCGAGUUUGAUCAAACAAAUAAAGAUUCACUAUUCAAAUUCAGACAUUUACAUUAACAGCUAUUAAUCUUCUUUUGGA